CUGUAUAAAUAAAUGAAAAUAAAAACCAGCGUCUUCGAAAUCCUGUCCCUCUUCAUUCAAGUCUUCUUCCCUCUGUAGGAGUGAGCGCAGAGAAGGAGAAGAAGAUGCAGAUCUUCGUGAAAACCCUAACCGGGAAGACGAUCACCCUCGAGGUCGAGAGCAGCGACACCAUCGACAAUGUCAAGGCCAAGAUUCAGGACAAGGAAGGUAUCCCACCGGACCAGCAGAGACUGAUAUUUGCUGGAAAGCAAUUGGAAGAUGGCCGGACUCUUGCGGAUUACAACAUCCAGAAGGAGUCGACUCUUCAUCUUGUCCUGAGGCUCAGGGGAGGGACCAUGAUCAAGGUGAAGACCCUCACUGGGAAGGAGAUUGAGAUAGAUAUCGAGCCAACCGAUACCAUUGAUCGCAUCAAGGAGCGUGUUGAGGAGAAGGAAGGUAUUCCCCCGGUGCAGCAAAGGCUUAUCUAUGCUGGGAAGCAGCUCGCCGAUGAUAAAACCGCAAAAGACUACAACAUCGAGGGUGGGUCAGUCCUCCACCUUGUGCUUGCUCUGAGGGGUGGCAGCUUCUAAUGGAAAUCCAUAGUUGUGCCUUUCUUUACUUAAUGUGAGCAUAUCGUGAGGUUCUUAGUUUACCGAACUAGAAGGGUGCAUUUUCUGAGUGGAUAAAAUUGCAAUUGUGCUGUGACAAUUAACCUCCCAUAACAUGGCACUACAGAUUUAUCUGCAUCAUUUGUAUGUUUUGACAUUCUGCAAUCGAAACAACAAGGCUUUUUUGUGAUA
Molecule: messenger RNA, 779 nt
Organism: Punica granatum (pomegranate)
Lineage: Eukaryota; Viridiplantae; Streptophyta; Magnoliopsida; Myrtales; Lythraceae
Source: RefSeq, a predicted model, not a curated record